AGUGGUUCAGCGACAAGUUGUCCCGAGCUGUACAAUGUGGAGCAGGAUAAAGCCGCUCGCGUAGUCCAGAGGGCGUUCCGCAGGAUUCUAGACAUGAAUGUUUUUAGGUAUCUCAAAAAUCUCAUCAAUUUUAAAGCACAAGGAGACCCAAAGCUUUUGCUUAAAUGUAUAAAUCCUAGAGAGGCAGAACUGAUCGAUGCUGCAGCUGGAGUUCAUGUCAGGUUCAGGCUAGGAGGAACAAAAUUUCCACCCAACAUAUAUUAUAAGUUGUUUACUCACAGACCAAUUGUGGAUAUGUGUGCCAAUAGUCCUAAAGACUACACCAAGCAAUGUGUGAAACAGUUGCUGCCAAAACAAAUCCAUAACCAUGGUGUCAUUCCAGAGGUCACCCACAGUGGCUGGUACAAACGGGUGGAGAACAAUGGCUGGAGGCUCCUGACACUCAGGGUCUUUGACAGUUUAGAUGAAGUGACUGUAGCUGAUAAUAAGAGGAGGGUCAAAUUCAACCACAACAAACUGCAGAGGAUUCAGGAUGUAUUAAAAAAACAAAAGCAACGAAAAAUUGACUGGAUGAGAAAGAUGUAUUAUGAAGGAAGCCUUCAUGCCCAGACUACAGACCCCAACACCACCAUCCUGGUACAGCGUGCUACACAAGGUGUGAUUCAGUCUGUAGAACAACAUGGCACCCAAGCUGUUCUGGACUGGGAAGUGGAUGAGCUGCUGAACUGGACCAAUGCACUUAACUAUGAGGAGUAA
Molecule: messenger RNA, 756 nt
Organism: Staurois parvus
Lineage: Eukaryota; Metazoa; Chordata; Amphibia; Anura; Ranidae
Source: the annotation of a GenBank genome assembly